This is a messenger RNA of Tuber melanosporum (Perigord truffle), 795 nucleotides long. RefSeq lists its product as uncharacterized. Lineage: Eukaryota; Fungi; Ascomycota; Pezizomycetes; Pezizales; Tuberaceae. The record is from RefSeq and is a predicted model, not a curated record. Gene Ontology annotation, molecular function: oxidoreductase activity, acting on the CH-OH group of donors, NAD or NADP as acceptor. The transcript has a single exon. Bases 1 to 795 code for a protein of 264 amino acids.
AUGUCCAAACUCCUCCAAGGCAAAACCAUAGCGAUCACCGGUGCUGCAACUGGCAUCGGCAGAGCCGUAGCCAUCGAGAUGGCACGUCAAGGAGCGGACAUAAGCAUUGGCUACCUAGGACCUAUCCAAGACUCGUCGGUGGCCUCCCUCCGCGAUGAAAUCGAGUCAGUGCCCAUCUCCCGCCAAUUCCUCGCAAUCCCAGGGGAUAUUUCAGACGUGGAGACCAGCAAGACGUUAAUCAAGUGCACGGUCGAAAAGUUCGGCAAACUCGAUGCCUUCGUCUCGAAUGCUGGCGUCUGCCAAUUCCACGACUUUCUCACCAUGCCAAAGGAACUCUACGACAGGACGGUAGCGGUGAACCUCAACGGCGCCUUCUACGCCGUUCAGGCCGCCGCGAAUCAAAUGGUCUUGCAGGGUACCGGCGGCAGCAUAAUCGCCAUAUCCUCUAUCAGCGCGCUGGUGGGGGGGGCCGGACAGACGCAUUAUACCCCGACGAAAGCUGGUGUCCUGUCGCUAAUGCAGAGCUGUGCUACGGCAUUGGGAAAGCAUGGGAUUCGCUGUAAUGCGAUCCUGCCGGGGACUAUCAGGACCGCGUUAAACGAGGAGGAUUUGGCGAAUAAGGAGAAGAGGGAGUACAUGGAGGGGCGGAUUCCGCUGGGGAGGACGGGGGUCCCCGAGGAUAUUGCGGGUCCCGCGGUGUUUUUGGCCAGCGAUUUGUCGAGAUAUAUGGUUUGCUCCCCCCUCCCCGCCACCACACACCACCCCCGGGGGGAUUCCGCUAAUCGCGGGGCUUGA